UAUUAAAUAUAUACUGCAAAGUGGGGUGAUUAGACAAAGCAGGAAAAAUAUUUGUAAUUUCUUAAUUUGAACGGGUUUGAUGAGGAAAAUAUGAUUGUGGAAAACAAGCUGGAGGAAAUAAAAUGGAAUAACAUUGCAAGAGAAUAAUCCAAAAGAUGGCAGUAAUGCAACGCUCUUGGGUGCAAGCCGCCGUUAAACCUCAAAGAAGAAGAAGAAGAAGACUGCUUUGCGGGAAAGCGGAAGCUAGGUGACGUCACUGUGAAAAGGGCCUAUUCCAACGAACCAGAAGAGAAGCAGUCGCGGGCGCGGCAGAUUUGAACGUAUACAACUGUAUCGAAUACAUCACAUCAGUAGGAUUCGCUAAACUUCAGCAGCAUUUCUUUGACACAUGCAGUGCAGUUAGGCGAGCUCAAAUCAGAUACAAAACUGCUCGACCACUAUUAAUUUACAGUGAGAAAUGGCAAGGGAAACAUCAGCUUCAUAAGAAAAAAAGAAUGCAGUGUGAUCUCCUCUGGACCAGUGAUGAUUCUUUUAGUUCCUUGACAUGUACAUAUGUACCUUCAUUCAUCUGUCAACAUUACUACCUCUCAUUCUCACCAUGAACAUUGUGCUUUGUAUGGCAACAUGUAAUAAUGCAGAAUAUGAAAUUAAUGGAGAGUGUUGCCCAAUGUGUGAUCCAGGAAAAAGAGUUAAGAACCAUUGUGAUGCGUACACAAGCACAACAUGUGAUUCAUGUCCUGCGAUGACCUACACUGAUGUUCCUAAUGGAUUCACAAAAUGUCUGGCAUGUUUUGUCUGUGAUUCAAGUAAUGGGCUGAGAGAAAAGCGGGCAUGUACGUUAAUAUCAGAUACAGUUUGUGAACCUCUGCCAGGUUAUUACUGUAUAGACUUGCUCUCCAACUGUAAAACGGCCAUGAAACAUUCAACCUGCUCACCUCGACAAUACAUCAACCAAACCGGUCAGUCUAUAGACAAGCAAUGCUGCCCAAUGUGUGCCCCUGGAAACAGUGUUCGUUGGCACUGCACAGAUGACACCAGCACAACUUGUGUUCCAUGCCCUCCAUUAACUUUUCUUGAUGAACCAAAUGGCCUCAUGGAAUGCUUUCCCUGUACUGUAUGUGAUGCAAACCGAGGUUUAAGACUGAGUGAAGUAUGCACUCGGUCAUCAGAUGCUGUUUGUGGGCCACUGGAGAGAUUCUACUGCACUGAAAAAGAGAAAGGCAGCUGCACUUUAGCUGUGCAACAUUCUAAAUGUAACCCUGGACAAUAUAUCAAACAAGCAGGUACUGGUUCCACAGAUACUGUAUGUGCUGACUGUACAGAUGACUCAUAUUCAAACGGAUCUUUCUCAUCCUGUUUACCACAUACAAAAUGUGAGGCCAUGGGACUUGCUGAAACAAAUCCAGGAACACAUUCAUCAGACUCAGAAUGUGGAAAUCCCCCUACUGCUGUAGCAAUCAUUGCCUCUAGUGUUAUAGUUACUUUAAUAUUAAUUACAGUAGUAAGUGUUUUAAUAUUUAAACACAUUCGGAAGAAGAAACUGUCUAAAAGUUCAGGAAACAGGAAAUGGUUUACAUGAAAAACACAGUUCAAAAGUUGUUGGCUGCAGGAUAAAUGUUGAAUCAUUUGGAAUAGAAGAACAAGUCCUAAGAACCUAGGGCUUGACUACAGUUUCUAAACUACUCGCAUAUUUCACCACAUUCAUUGAAAGAGUUAUCAUGCCUGGAAUUUAUCGGGUUGAGCCACAGAAAAUUGGUCUGCAGCGGAGAGAAACAUCUCAUUCCUUUAAAAAAAUGAAAUCCAUCAGAAAACGAUGAUCAGAACCUGCUAAAUUCAACACACAGAAGUGCUUCUGAAGUCUGAUGGGAAGACUAAAUCCACUACCAGCUCUUUGCACAGACAUACUGAGCUGACCCAUUUUACAUCUUUAUGAAAAUGCAGAUUUUGUUGAUUAUUUUAUACAUUGUUUCUAUUGCCUUUCUAUACUUAGAACUAGCUUAUUGUGUCUGUGCCCGUGCUGAAUAUGAGAUAAACGGACAUUGCUGCCCUAUGUGUGCACCUGGUAACCGUGUUUUAUGGCAUUGCACAGUGGAUACCAGCACAACUUGUGCACCCUGUAAUACAUCCACAUACACUGAUGAGUCU
This is a messenger RNA of Sinocyclocheilus rhinocerous, 2145 nucleotides long. Its product is annotated as tumor necrosis factor receptor superfamily member 5. Gene Ontology annotation, cellular component: external side of plasma membrane. Gene Ontology annotation, biological process: positive regulation of peptidyl-tyrosine phosphorylation; defense response to Gram-negative bacterium; positive regulation of cytokine production involved in immune response. The coding region runs from base 545 to 1579 and encodes 344 amino acids. NCBI's taxonomy places the organism in Eukaryota, Metazoa, Chordata, Actinopteri, Cypriniformes, Cyprinidae. The transcript has 14 exons. Gene Ontology annotation, molecular function: protein binding. The record is from RefSeq and is a predicted model, not a curated record.